AACAACAGCUGCAGUAAAGUAUCAGACACGUGGGUUUUAUUUUAGCAGUCAUUCGCCAACUCCCGAGUUCAACAGCAGUGUGUCAGAGUUGCGCUGCUGCUGAGUCGAACAUUUAACGUGUAAUUAACAACCAAGUCACGGUCAGUUGUUGAUUUGACUUUAAACAAAAUGGGCAAAAGUGGCCGGAAGAACAAGGAGAAGAGAAAAGAUUUCCAGAAGGUCAAAUUGAAAGUCGGCAAAAAGAAACCACAAGCCGAGAACUUCACUGAAACAACUUUCAAAUCUCAGGCCAUUCAUUUACGAGAACAGCUGAAAUCUGGCCCUCAAGAUGAACCCACCACACAGAGGAAACAAAAUAUUCACGAUCUUGUAUGUCAUCUCAAUCAUUACAAUGGAACGAUUCGUCAAUCGUCAAUAACCGGAAUGAAGGAGCUUCUAUCUUCUUAUCCAGCGCUGAUGUCUCAACAUUUGCCUUUACUCAUUGAUAGUUUGUCUGUUCUGAUGACGGACAAAGAAGAUGCAGUACGCAGAGCAGGUAUCUCCCUAUUACAGCUGGUUCUUCAAGCCACGCCCAAUGACUCCAUCGCUCCGUUCUUCCCUAUUCUCAGCGCUCAUCUCUCAUGUGCAAUGACUCACAUCCAAGAAGACAUUCAAAUGGACUCCUUGGCUGUCUUAGAUCUCAUACUCCAGUUCUACCCAAGACUUCUCACAGCUCAGAGCCGACAGCUUCUUACCAUCUUCGUUCAGCAGAUUUCUCAGCAGAAGAAGAAGACGUUUGGUUGGGCAGAGAAUGAUGGAGAGACUGAGAAUAAACUGACAAUCAAACCUGGCAGUAAGAUCUCAAGCCAUUAUUGGAGACAGAAAGUACUCAUGAGGCUAAGACAGUUCCUGUCAGCAUUGCUUGAGCAGCAUUACAUGAUGCAUUCCCAUUACCAUAGCAACAAGACAACAGGUGUCAACGGAACAGAGUCGACUGUGAUGGUGAAUGAUGGGCAGGAAACUUAUGCACCAAUCUUUGCUCCUUGUACAAGGGUUUUUAUGGACCAAGAGGAAUUUGUCUUGAGAGCUCCAUCCUCCUCAGCUACAUCGGCCGAUGACUUCUCUAAACCAGAGAACCUUCUUGGAUUCAUCCAUUCCUUGGUGCCUCUACUCCUUCAAUGCUGGAUGGAAGUCUCUCCCAAGUCUCACCAGCAAGCAGUGUGUCAGCUUAAUGGAGUUGCCAUAGAGAUACUGGAUGGAGUCUUAGCUGUCAUACAGUUGCUAUGGCGAUGGAUGCUGAGUAUAUGCGAGCAAAAACAGGACUUUAGUUGCAUGGUAAAAUUACAAAAACUCUACCAGAAGAAGUUUAUCAACCACCUUCUAACCUGCUUUCCCUACACCUCCCACAAUGCACUGCUUCAAACGAAGAAGUCUGGGAAGGUUGGUACAUCUGUCUCCAUGGUAAAUCUCAACCUCGCUGCCUGUGAGAUCAUGUCCUACUUUAUGAACAAGAGUAGUAUCGAGAACGCUUGGUUACGGAAGAUCAUGGUUUACGUCUUGGAGACGUCUCUAGAAGGAAAUGAUCUCUCCAUCGAGAAUAUGAAAAGUCUGCUGAGUGUUGUGAAGAGACUUGUCAAAGUCCUCCCUAGUAGAGGAAGUGUGAAAGAUCUGUUACAGGGUGCUUUAACAUUGUACACAAAUUGCCACCCACUGUCUCGAAACAAAUGUGAGGCAUUAAUUUGUCUUGAUGAGUUGACGUUCCAUGAAAAUGCCUCGGAAGUAGCAAAGUCAAUAGGUCAUGAUUUGCUUCAGAGUCUUCCAAAGCUUUUAUUAGAGCUUAGUAAUCAGAAGAUUGAAACUUCCCAGCAUGCUUUGGAAAUCCUUCUUAAUCGAGCGUCUAGAAAUCAACCCGAAGCGUUGCUAUGCAUUAGGAACAACAUCUCUCAGUUUGUUGAUCUGGAUUCUGGUAUUUUCCUCCUUUUUCCUGAGCACCUUCAACUAGCCAUCAUUCACCUCAUUCACCAUGCUGACCCCCUUGACCUUGUGAUCUUGAGGUCAUUAGCAAAGUGUUGCCAUGACAACAGAGUCAGUGCUAGGAAUGUUGGGUACCUCAUCAACAUUAUAUCAACAAGCUUUCUUGAUGUGAAUCUUUGCAAUGAGAUAGUGAGAGAUUUGCCGUUCAGGUUAUCAGACUUCAUCAGCUUUCUCUGCUCUUUGUCAAUCGGAUGUUCCCAAGCAGACCUGAGGAUUCUUCAUGAGAAGAAAUGUCAAGAAACUGAAGAGACAGCGAGACAUCUUCCAGAGAGCAUCACAUCGAUGAGACUAAUCUCUCAAGAUGAAAACCAACGUCGGCGACAUUUAACUAUUGUCAAGAGUGUUUGUCUGAGCUACAAUCUUAUCUCCAGUAAGCAGCAGAUGUUUGACGUAGUACUAGCGGUUUUCACAGAUCUUUUGAAUCAUUAUUCUAUGAUCCCGUACCAGACUGCUCAUGCAAUACUCUACACUGCUAACAACCUCAUCACAGCAGACACCAACUGGGUUCAAGAAACUAUCCACAAACUGACAGACUGUUGCUUAGCAACCCUGUACAUGGCCGCUGCAGGUCACGCUGGGUCAUAUAAAGAUGGCGGUUGGUUGGAGGUCAUGUGGGCAGAGACUGUUGGUCUCUUGGUCAAGUCUGAGAAGAUUUUUGUUGCUGUUAUGGAACGGAUUGACUCGACCAGUAAAGAUUUGUGUGAUCUUAAUCACAUCCAGGGUGUUGCCAUGGUGUUGAUCAGACUCUUACAAACACAGACAAUGGCGUCAGUGUUUGUAAAGAUGUCGGACUGCGUCAACAAAGCUGUCCAAAGUGUCUUGGUUCAUCCUUUAGCAACAGACGAUACUCGAUGGGUGACUGAGCUUCGAUACGAGGCAAGUGUUGUCCUAAAUGCUGGAAAUACUCAAAGUUAAGCAAAAUCAGGAAGUAUUUUGUCUUUUGUAAAAAGAUACAUACACAGGUAUAGGUAUAGACCUUGUGACCUUUGUUUACAAUAAGUGUGACCUUGUACAUACUUUGGCUUUUCUGGCAGGCAAGAUACUGCACUGGUCA
Asterias rubens (European starfish) is the source of this 3067-nucleotide messenger RNA. RefSeq names its product testis-expressed protein 10-like. Gene Ontology annotation, cellular component: nucleus; MLL1 complex. The transcript is spliced from 15 exons. NCBI's taxonomy places the organism in Eukaryota, Metazoa, Echinodermata, Asteroidea, Forcipulatida, Asteriidae. The record is from RefSeq and is a predicted model, not a curated record. The coding region runs from base 169 to 2928 and encodes 919 amino acids.